Molecule: messenger RNA, 1032 nt
Organism: Chionomys nivalis (European snow vole)
Lineage: Eukaryota; Metazoa; Chordata; Mammalia; Rodentia; Cricetidae
Product: keratin-associated protein 9-1-like
Exons: 1
Coding region: 1-1032 (343 amino acids)
Cellular component (GO): keratin filament
Source: RefSeq, a predicted model, not a curated record
AUGGCCAACUCCUGCUGCUUGUCUUGCUGCCAGCCUUCCUGCUGCACGACCACCUGCUGUAAGCCAACCUGUGUGACAAGCUGCUGUCAGCCCUGCUGCAAGCCCAGCUGUUGUGAGACCACCUGUUGUAAGCCAACUUGUGUGAGCAGCUGCUGCUGCUGCACACCAUGCUGCAAGCCCAGCUGCUGUGAAACCACCUGCUGCAGGACCACCUGCUGUAAGCCAACCUGUGUGACCAGCUGCUGUCAGCCCUGCUGCAAGCCCAGCUGUUGCAAAACCAUCUGCUGCACAACCACCUGUUGUAAACCAACCUGUGUGACCAUAUGUUGCCAGCCCAGCUGUUGUAAAACCACCUGCUGCAAGACCACCUGUUGUAAGCCAACCUGUGUGACCAGCUGCUGCCAGUCCUGCUGCCAGCCCAGCUGCUGUGAAACCACCUGCUGCAAGACCACCUGCUGUAAGCCAACCUGUAUCACCAGCUGCUGCCAGCCCUGCUGCAAGCCUACCUGUUGCAAAACCACCUGCUACACAACCACCUGUUGUAAGCCAACCUGUGUGACCAGCUGCUGUCAACCCUGCUGCCAGCCCAGCUGCUGUGAAACCACCUGCUGCAAGACCACCUGCUGUAAGCCAACCUGUAUCACCAGCUGCUGCCAGCCCUGCUGCAAGCCUACCUAUUGCAAAACCACCUGCUGCACAACCACCUGUUGUAAACCAACUUGUGUGACCAGCUGCUGCCAGCCAAGCUGCUCUAAAACCACCUGCUGCAAGACCACCUGUUGUAAGCCAACCUGUGUGACCAGCUGCUGCUGUCCACCCUGCUGCCAACCGAGCUGCUGUGAGACCAGCUGCUGCAAGAUCACCUGCUGUAAGCCAACCUGUGUGACCAGAUGUUGCUGCAUACCCUGCUGCCAACCCAGCUGUUGUGAAAUCUGCUAUUGCCAGCCCUGCUGCUGCCAGCCCUGCUGCUGUGAGCCCUGCUGCUGCCAGCCCUGCUGCUGUCCAACCUGCUGUGAAAACACCUGCUGCUAG